Messenger RNA from Heterocephalus glaber (naked mole-rat), 5616 nucleotides. It is a transcript of the gene Mkks, whose product is annotated as MKKS centrosomal shuttling protein. The record is from RefSeq and is a predicted model, not a curated record. Lineage: Eukaryota; Metazoa; Chordata; Mammalia; Rodentia; Bathyergidae. Gene Ontology annotation, biological process: protein folding; cilium assembly; developmental process. Gene Ontology annotation, cellular component: nucleus; cytoplasm; kinociliary basal body. Gene Ontology annotation, molecular function: ATP binding.
CAGAAAACGCGGAGAAGCGGAUUAGAGCUGGUCCGGGCGCCAUCUCACACCUGCGCAUGCGCCAUUUCGGCCCCCCGGGCAAAGGUUACCUGAGUCCGCGGCAGCGGCUAGGCGUCAGGUUCGGGAUCCAGGGUCCGCUGGCUGUGGCAGCGUCCUAGGAAGUCGCAGCGUCGUGGCCAGGUGCCCGGAUGCCAAAGGACUAUGAGCUUUCAGAAAUUCUGGAGAGACUACAAAGUUCUGGUUGUUAUGGUGCCCUUAAUUGGGCUCAUACAUAUAGCGUGGCACAGAAUCAAAAGCAGCCCUGUUUUCCAAAUACCUACUAAGGAGAACAUUCAUGAGCCAGGCAGUCUAGCACUUGCAAGUCCACCAAACAACCAAAUGCAAGGAAAAUAGAAAGUUUGCAGUCAUCAGACAGAAGCAGCUUUGAAUCUGAGCUUGAUAUUAAAAGAAGAAAUGAAAACCAGUUGGAUUAGAAAGAACUGGCUUCUUGUAGCUGGGGUGGCUUUCAUAGGUGUCCAUUUGGGAACAUACAUCAUACAGAGGGCUGCAAAACAGUCUGUGAAAUCUCAGGCAGGAAGCAAACAAAAGCAUAUUGAAGAAUGAAGUAAAAUAAAUACUUGGAAUUACCAGUAUGUUAGUAAGUCAUUAUGUGUUGAUUAGCUUCAGAAACACUGCACCGUGUAAUUUCAUAGCCACAACACUGUAUUCGCACCUUCAUUUCUGAAGAAUAUUUUUUAAAAUAUUUUUUAGAACACAUGGCCAUAAGUAGAAAAUAUGGUUAACAAAAUAAAAGCUGGCUUCACAAGUCCCACCCCAGUAUGUUGUCUCGAUUAGAAGCUAAGAAGCCAUCACUGUGUUACAGUGAACCACUCACAACUGAGAAAGUCAGGGCCACACUUUCUGUCUUGAAAGGCAUCCUAACAUCCUGCUAUGGCCCUUCCGGGCGGCUGAAACAGCUGCACAACGGCAUGGGGGGCGCUGUGUGCACAACCUCCCAGUCUGCAGUGCUGCUCCGCAACCUCUCAGUCACCCAUCCCAUAUUAAAGAUCCUGACAACAUCCGUGCAGAACCAUGUGUCCUGCUUCAGUGACUGUGGGUUAUUCACAGCCAUUCUUUGCUGCAACCUAAUUGAAAAUGUUCAGAAAACAGAUUUGACAGUCACCACCACCAUUAAACUUAAUACACACCUUUUGAAUUUCUGUACCAAUUAUCUCAGGUCUGAGGUCUGUGGUUGCCGAAUCCCAGUCGAUUUUAGUAAUACCCCGAUCCUCCUUUGUUUGGUGCGCAGUAUUUUAACAAGUAAACCUGCCUGUAUGCUCACCAGGAAGGAAAUAGAUCAUAUCAGUGUUUUGAUUCUUAGAGCUUUUUUGCUUACAAUUCCAGAAAACACAGAAGAUCCCAUCAUUUUAGGAAAGAGUAUAAUUGUACCUUUAAAGGGUCAAAGAGUUACAGAUUCUACUGUGUUACCCGGAGUACUCAUUGAAGUGUCAGAAGUUCAAUUAAUGAAGAUAUUACUUGUCCGAAAAUCAAGUCCCCUCAAGGUGGUGCUCUUUUCUACAUCUUUAUCCGGAGACUUUUCUGACCCUGGAGAAGGAAAUGUGGUGGUCAGUGAUGGGGUGUUUCUUGAAAAUGCAGUCCUGGACCAGUUGAUUAACCUAGGAAGGCAGUUAGUUAGUGACCGUGUGGAACUUGUCCUAUGCCAAAAAGUUAUACACCCGUCUUUGAAACAGUUCCUUACUACGCAUCAAGUUAUUGCCAUAGACAGAGUGGGAGUGAUGCUGAUGGAGCCCCUAAGCAAAGUGACAGGAGCACAGCCUAUUGGUUCCCUAGGCUCAAUAUCUCCUGGUAGUUAUGGAAGCGUGAAAGACUGGUGCUCUGCUAAAUUUGGCUGCAAACAUUUUUUUCAUCUUAUUCCUAAUGAAGCGACUGUCAGCAGCUUGCUUCUCUGCAACAGAAGUGACACUGCCUGGGAUGAGCUGAAGCUCACAUGUCAAACAGCACUGCAUGUCUUGCAAUUAAUAAUCAAGGAGCCAUGGGUUUUGUUGGGAGGUGGCUGCACUGAAACUCAUUUGGCUGCAUAUAUCAGACACAAGACUUAUGAGGAGCCAGGAAGUAUUCUCCAAGAUGAUGGAUGUACUCAAGCAGAACUUCAACUAAUUGCUGAAGCUUUUUGCAGUGCUCUAGAGUCUCUCGCUGGCUCUUUGGAACAUGAUGGAGGUGAAAUUCUGAUUGACAUGAAGUAUGGACACUUUUGGUCAAUUCAGGCAGGUCCUUCCUCUGUUGUUAACUGGACAGAUUUGCUUUCUAGAUGUGGCUGUGGAGUAUACAGUAGCCAGGAAGAACUUGGCUGGUCUUUCUUAAGAAGCACGUGUCAUCCUUUUGUACCCCAGACCUGCCUUCCACAUGAAUCUUGGGAAGUCAGCCCACAAUCAGCCCACAGCCUGACCCUGGACUGUUUGACUGCUAAGCUCAGUGGCCUACAGGUGGCUGUAGAGACAGCAAAUUUGAUAUUAGAUCUUGCCUAUGUCAUUGAAGAUAAAAGCUGAUAUAAGAGAAUAGCAUGCUUAUAUUAUGAAGAGACUAGUCAGAUUCAAUUCAGAAAAAUAGUAUAUAUUCCUCUCCCAAAGCCCUGUUCUACAUAUACGGACAGGUGAUUCAUAAAGCUAUAGAAAACUUAUUUAAGUGAAGAUAUAAGAAUUAAAUAGAAAUGCCAAAGAAUAAUAAAAAUUUGCACCAUUGUUUCUUAAGAUAUCAUUACCUUAGGGAUUUCAUCAUACUGCUUUAUUCUGUUCUUAAUUUUGUUAUCAUUUGACAUCAUUCUAAGAAGAUACAGAAAUUUAAAAUUUUUCCUAAUCCAUGCUGUAGUUUGGAUAAGCUUAUUAUAGACAUUUUCUAGAUUUAAAGUAUAAAAUUAGAUUCCAAAGUAUCACAAGGUAUCCAGUGCAUGUUGCUCAAUUAAAAGAAGUGUCCCGGCUAUAUGGUUGGUGAAAUCUCACUUGUUCAGUGCCCUUUACCUCAGACUAUAUUAGUUGAUGGUUUAGUAACUGAUGUAGAACCUGUUUUGCCUGCAAUUCUUGGUUUUUAUCAGUUCCACCUUGUUGUUAUUUAGAGGAAAUGUGUGAUUAGGGGAAAAAUCAAUUAAUAUAAUAACUAAGACUGAAACAACUUUCUAAUGUCAUCAUAUUUAAGGUGGGAGGAGUGAUUUGUUUUCAGGCCAGAGUUUUUCAACCUUGGCACUGUUUACAUUUUCAACCAGAUAAUUCUUUAUUGUGCAGGGGUCAUCCUAUUUACUUUAGGAUGUUUAGCAUUGCCUCAGACCUCCACCCACUAUAUGCCAGUAGCACACUCAAAUUAUAAACCAAAUAUAUCUGCAGAUAUUAGCUAAUGUCUUCUGAGAAACAAAAGUGUCUGAGAGCCAGUAUUCUGGCCGGGGAUUUAGCUCAGUGGUGCCACGCCUUCUUCGCAAACACAAGGUCCAGAGUUCUAUCCCUGGUACCAAAAGAAGAAAAGAGAACCAACAUUCUAGUCUGAUGUAAAAGGAAGGAAAAUAGAGUUUUCUGCCAGAACUUCAGAAAGCAGCAUAGAGAAAGGAAGUGGAAAGUAUUCCUUUAGUUCUGUCAAGAGUGCAAAAAAGUACUAAAAUAACUUCCAUAUUCAAAGUAGAAACUCUGAUAUUUCAAGAAUGUAAUUGAAUUUUAUGCAAAUGCCAAAUUGAAGAAAAAUAUAGAAUACAGUUAGAGCAGUAAGUAUGCGCUUAACAGGUGUUAAACAUUAGAAAAACAUUUUGAAAAUCUUUGGAAAAUUAAACAAUCCAAAAUUCAAUGAUCAAAUCUAUAGCCAUGAUUAAAAGAAAUAGAAUUUUAACUAAUUUCUUCCAAUAGUCUUGUAAUCGACAAUAAUUUUUACUCUGAGCCAAAGAAAAUUGCAAUACAAACUCUCAGCAAUGCCAUAUGUAUAAAAAAAUCAGCUAUACCUCAAGUUUCAUAAACUAGUUCCUUAAAGUUGUACUCCUUUGGUUAUUAGAAUCAAAUGGAAGGACAGUGUUGUGGGCAGCCUCUAAAGUGCCCCCUUGGGUUCCUGCCUCCUUGUUUUCAGGUUAGACUUAAUAACAUCUUUGUGUCUCUUAUUCCCUCCUAGGAAUAGGAAUAGGAAUGUCUAUGGCAAUUGUCUAUGGAAUGUCUAUGAAUAGGAAUGUCUAUGCAAUUUUUCUAUAUCCAUCAUUUUAUAUUGGGAUCUAGCAUCAGAAAUGACAUCCCAUCACUUUUAGUGUAUCCUUUAUUAGAAGCUGGUCAGUAGGCCACCUAGACCCAAAGGGUGGACCACUAGGAGGUGGGAUCAUUGGGAGCUGUCUUAAAAUCUGCCUCUUAGGUACAAAAUACAUUUAUUCUCUCCCCAAGUCCCCUAAAGUCUCACUGAAUUACAGCAUCAGCUCAAAGUACAGAAUCUCUUUACUGAAAUAAGAUAAGGAUGGCAGAGGCUCCUCAAGAUGCAGUUCUUUAAAUACAGUUCCAGGAGCUCAGUUCUUUUCCAUCUGUGGACCCUUGAAGCUAAAGAGAGAAGUCAUCUGUUAAAAUAUUGGCUUCUCUCUUGACCUCUCACUCUCUCUCUGAUAGGGGCGAGUUGCCAUAUUGCUCACAAACCAAGGAUUGAGUAAGGCUUCCUACCAACAUCCCACAAGGAACUGCAAAAACUGUAAGAGUGAAUUUGGAAGCAGAUCCUCCCUACUGGGAACUUGAGAUGAAAGUAGCCCCUGCCAUUGCAGCCACGUAAGAGACCCUGAAGCAGAGGAUCUAGCUAAGCCAUUCCUAGGUUGAUUCCUGACCCACAAAAUCUGCAAGGUACUAAAUUUUGUUUUAAAUCAAAGUUUUGGGUGCACAGUACUUUGUUAUAUAGCAGUGGAUAGACAAUAAAGGCAGGCAGAAAAACUUAUAUAUAAGUUUCUGAUGGUUAAUCUUGAUUGUUAUUAUAAUUAGCUUGAGAGAAAUUGAGGCAUUUAAUGAAGUACACUUCUGAGUGUGUCUGGGUGUGCCAUGGAGGUGUGACCUUGAGGACUAUAUCUAGUCCUUGGCUACCCUAUUCCCUCCUCUCUGCUUCCUGGAUGCCAUGAGGUGAGCUGCUUUCAUCUGCCAUGCCCUUCCAUCAUGAUGUUUCUGGUUGGAGACAGCUGACUGUGAACUGAAGCCUCUGAAACCAUGAGCCAAAAUAAACCUAUCCUUUAAAUUGUGGGUGUUGGAUAUUGUGUUCCAGCAACAGAGAGCUGACCCAUACAUAAAUAUUUACGGAAAAUUUGGUCACAUAGAUGGAAAAAAACAUUCUUGAUAUGCCUUUGCAUUGUCACCAUCAACCCAAACAUAAAGUUUCUUUGUCACAAGUGUCUGUAACAGGGGUUCUAUAGUCACUAAAGAAAUUGUGUCACAUAGAAAUAUAGGAAUUGCACUGGUUCUGUUUUGUCCAGUACUGCAUUUCCAAGUUACUCCAAUUGACCUUACAGUGUAGGGGUCUUCACUUUUCCUGAUAGUUGCUUUAGUUCUGUCAUUUUUAGCUUUGCCAUAAAAUUCCAGGUGAGACAGUACUUAUUUUGAACAGGUAAUAAAUUUCUUUCAGUAUUCUAAAAAA